This is a messenger RNA of Anguilla rostrata (American eel), 2057 nucleotides long. It is a transcript of the gene hadhb, whose product is annotated as hydroxyacyl-CoA dehydrogenase trifunctional multienzyme complex subunit beta. The record is from RefSeq and is a predicted model, not a curated record. Gene Ontology annotation, molecular function: acyltransferase activity, transferring groups other than amino-acyl groups. Gene Ontology annotation, biological process: fatty acid beta-oxidation. The transcript has 15 exons. The coding region runs from base 150 to 1562 and encodes 470 amino acids. NCBI's taxonomy places the organism in Eukaryota, Metazoa, Chordata, Actinopteri, Anguilliformes, Anguillidae. Gene Ontology annotation, cellular component: mitochondrion.
UUUUAAAGUUUAGAAACAGGCAUCAUGACUGCCAGCCUCAUUUGUUGGGGUCUUUAGAGUACGGCAGCUCUGUUGUGUGGUAGUUUGGGGCUGAAAGUUUGGAAGUAGGUUGAAGUCUUCGCUCAGAAUUACAAAACAACGGGUGAAAAAUGGCAUCCAUGCUAAUGCAGACAGUACGGAGCUGCUCAGCGAACUCCUCGUGGGCUGCUAGGUUUGCCACCAGGUCCCUGAGCACGUCCUCGUCUCUGCAGGCUCAAGUUCAAACUAAAAGCAAGAAGUCCUUGGCCAAGCCCGGCGUGAAGAACAUCGUUCUGGUGGAUGGCGUUCGUACCCCUUUCCUCCUGUCAGGCACCACGUACAGGGAUCUGAUGCCCCAUGACCUAGCGAGAGCUGCCCUUCAGGGCCUGCUGAAUAAGACGGGCCUCCCUAAAGACGCCGUGGACUACAUUGUCUACGGAACCGUCAUACAGGAAGUGAAGACCAGCAACGUGGCCCGAGAGGCUGCUCUGGGAGCUGGUUUCUCUGAUAAAAUCCCAGCGCACACGGUCACCAUGGCCUGCAUAUCCUCCAACCAGGCCAUGACCACAGCUGCAGGGCUGAUCGCAGCGGGGCAGUGCGACGCGGUGGUGGCAGGGGGAGUGGAGUUCAUGUCUGACGUUCCCAUUCGCCACAGCCGUAAGAUGAGGAAGACUAUGCUCUCUCUGAACAAGGCCAAGACCCUGAGCCAGAGACUGUCCCUGCUGGGGUCCAUCCGCCUGAGCCACCUGUCUCCAGAGCUUCCUGCCGUGGCGGAGUUCUCCACCGCUGAGACCAUGGGUCACUCAGCCGACCGGCUGGCGGCCGCUUUCGGGGUGACCCGUCUGGAGCAGGACGAGUUCGCGCUGCGCUCCCACAGCUUGGCCAAGAAGGCCCAGGACGCCGGGCUUCUGAGUGAUGUCAUCAGCUUCAACGUGCCAGGAAAGGACACCGUUUCCAAGGACAACGGGAUCCGGCCCAGCUCCAUGGAGCAGCUGGCCAAGCUGAAGCCGGCUUUUAUCAAACCCCACGGCACGGUCACCGCUGCCAACUCCUCCUUCCUGGUGAGCCAAUCACGUCACACUCUGGUCCUCUCCUUCCUGUCAGUCUCACUUCUGCACGUAGAGCGCAUACAGCACAGCUCAACUAGAGAGACAAAUGAACUGUCACUGCUUUCCCGUAGGCCCACCUACGGAACCCCGAAGGUCCUGGAGCGGAGCGGACUGAGCAUGGCCGACAUCGACGUGUUUGAGUUCCACGAAGCUUUCGCGGGUCAGAUUAUGGCGAACCUAAAGGCCAUGGACUCUGAUUGGUUUGCACAAACAUACAUGGGGAAGAAGUCCAAGAUAGGUGGACCCCCGAUGGAGAAGUUCAACACCUGGGGGGGGUCGCUGUCCCUGGGGCACCCGUUUGGGGCGACAGGGUGCCGGCUGGUCAUGACGGUGGCGCACAGACUGCAGAAGGAGGGGGGGCAGUACGGCCUGGUGGCCGCGUGCGCCGCGGGGGGGCAGGGUCAUGCCAUGGUCAUAGAGGCUUACCCACAGUAGGGCGGAAUGGGCGUGGCUGCGGGCGUGUCUUUGAACGGGGCUCUCUUUCGGUGAGCCAUUCCAGUACAAAGCAGGAAGUGAUCUGUGUUUUUUUUCUGUCUUCUGGUCUCUGGGAAAGACGAUAUUUGUAAAUACUAUUGCCACAUUGCCUUGAUCUGUGAUUCUGAGUACGAAAGGCCGGUCAGGUGACAUGAUGACUCAUCGCCUUCCUCUCGGCCGAUUGGUCGGUGUGGAGAAACGGGGCUUCACACACUGAGUGACAGGCGUUUCCCCGGCUGAUUCUAAAUGUUGUAAAUGCAGAAAUUGCACAGAUUUAACUUUGUAGUAAAGCCAGUUUACACUUCAUAAAUCAUAGACGUGCAGCACUGCAUCACCGUUGACUAUUAAAUUAAUAUUAACUGGUUACGCAUUUUUUUGUUAUUUUUUUCAUCAUGUUUGUCAUCUACAUGUAAUAUGAAACUGAGCAAAAAAAUAAAGUAACUGAAAGUGUUUGUA